UACGACCUUCUGCUGACAUUCGCUAGAGGGCAUGCGUGUGAGGAGAACAUUACCUUCAUACAUGAUGUACUGGAGUGUAGACGAGUCGAGGGAUUGGGAGACCGAGACCAGGCCCGGCAAAUUUGGUUUGAGGUGGUCGAGGCCUAUAUUAGGCCAGGCAGUGCGAGAGAACUCAACCUGCGAGAAACCACGCGACAGGAGAUACUUCUGAACGUUGAUAACUACAGGCAAUGGGAACAGAACUUAUUAGACGGUAAUACUACACCCAAUGAGAGCUCACUGAAACGAUUCUUCCGCAGUGACCGCUUAAGCAGGACCCUGUCUUACUCGACCACAGAAACAAGUAAGACAAGAUAUGGGAAGGCGUGA
Messenger RNA from Sphaeroforma arctica JP610, 369 nucleotides. RefSeq lists its product as hypothetical. The annotation marks the transcript as partial. Lineage: Eukaryota; Ichthyosporea; Ichthyophonida. The record is from RefSeq and is a predicted model, not a curated record. The transcript is spliced from 2 exons.